AUGAUAGAUUUCAAGUUAUGGGCUUCAAAGUUAGGUCAAGAGUUACUGGUAGCUGUACGGUGCAAAGGGACAUUUCUUGGAUACAGAGGCGACUUAUGUAACAAAUUAAAAGGGUUUUCAGAUAAAUUGGAGCAGGAUGGUGGUGACUAUUUUUACUAUAAGAAAUAUAUGGACAGUUUAGUUGAUAACAAAGCUUUGAGUAACAUUGGAGUAUUCGGUAUUUCAAUGUCAGAUGAUGCACUUUUGAAGGAGAUUAUGAGGUUUUUCAAGACAGUCUUGGAAAAUGACAACUUUGAAGUGUUAUAUAGGGUAUAUUGCCUUUCAGAUAGGGGAGCUAUAAUUGAGAUUUCAAAGAUGACAUACUUAAUGAUUUUAGACUUUAUUCCUUUACUUGAACUCCCUCGAAGAGGUGUAGUAGCUGAAUUCUUUGACUAUAUGUUUCACUUCUCCCUAAAAAGAGAAGAAUUGUCUGAUGUAUGGUUUGAGUUGAUAGGAAAUGAUGCAUCUUUCAGAGCUCUUGAGCCCUGGUUUCUUUUAACUGAUCAUAUCCCAUACGGAGAAGAUAUUCGUGUCAGUACCGACAAAUGGAUGAUAUACCCUCCGUACUAUUUUGCUAGAAGGUACUUCGAAAACUCCCAUGAAGCCUUUUAUUGUGGUAAUUUGUAUGAGACCUCAUAUAUUGAAGCUUUAGUUCACCAUAUGAGCAAAUUUGAAUCAUUCUCCACAUGGUUUGUCAAAUCCAGUGGCUUAUCUAAUUAUUUCAUCGACCUUUUCAGGGUCAACAACAGACGUCUUCAAGAAACAAUCAGACCAUUUUACAUAAAAAUGAUAAUCAUAAGCCAAGGAUCUAUAAAAUCGUUACUUGUAAAUGAUUUGAUAGAGUUUCUCUUCCAAGAUUGGUUAGAAAAAAAAGAUCUGUCAGAUUUCAUUUAUUUGUUCAUAAAGAAUUCCGAAAAGCUUAAAGUUAAAAGCAUUGACAGUAUAAUUUCGAUAUUCUUUUCCAAAGCUUUCAAAGAUUUGAAAUUCUUCGAUAAAAAUGAUUUUGAUAUCUUUACUGAGUUGAUAGAAUCACCACGAUUUAACGAGAUAAUACCCCAAUUCCUUUGUGAUUUACAGCAGCAUGAUGCUUAUGUCAUACUCUCCCACAGCUCGUUAGCUUUAUUCGAUGAGAGGGAUAUUCUCAAACAAAUUUCUUUCCUACAAGAAGAGAUUCCCCUAGAAGUUGAAGUUACCACCAAGUUGAAUGAGCUGCAUCCUAUUGUGAAAUUCGUUUAUCUGAUAUUUUUGAAUUUCUUCUCGAACACUGUUGAAGAGAACGAAUCUUUAGUUCAAAUGUUCAGAAAGUUGGAUACUCUUUACAAAGGAGUGAUCUUGAUCACCACCAACACUUUUGUCAAAAUAAUAAAGUACUUAUUAGAACUAUGUGUGACUUAUGAAAAUAGUUACGUAGAUAUUAUGUCUAAUGUUCAAAGAAUCUGCCCAGAUCCUGGUUUUGUCAAGUCGAUCGAGUUGAUACUUCCUGAUUCUAAGAACUUUAUCGAAACAUCCAUGCUUAUCGAGAAUAUCAGACUAUUUAAAGAGUUUUAUAUUAUUAUUUAUUCUAGUAUGCAUAUAAAACAUGGCUCAUACUUUGAGCCAAGUUGA
Messenger RNA from Yamadazyma jaroonii, 1644 nucleotides. Lineage: Eukaryota; Fungi; Ascomycota; Pichiomycetes; Serinales; Debaryomycetaceae. The record is from the annotation of a GenBank genome assembly.